GUGGAUGGCUUCUACCCUGACACUCGGAAGGACGAAGUCUGGGACUUCUUCCGGAAGUGUGGGAGAAUUGGGGAUGUGUAUCUUCCACGAGACCAUUCCACUCAGAAGAACAGAGGCUUUGCCUUUGUUCGCUUCUACGAUCGGCGCGAUGCCGAGAUGUGUGUGCAGGAUAUGGACGGGCAGAUGUUUCAAGGGUCCAAGCUUCGGGUGAACUUUGCGCAGGUUGCUCGCGACAAUGCCCCACCUCCAAAGCGCGGGCAGAACGAUGGUGCCCGGCGAGCUCGCUCCCGCUCAAGGACCAACUCCAGUAGGUUGGAAAGUGGGAGUCCGCAGAGGGGCAAACGGCGCCGCCAGCGAAGCGAGAGACGAAGCCGAAGCAGACGGAAGGUCCGGAGCGCAAGCUCCAGCAGGAGCCAGAGCAGAACGAAGGGGAGGUCGAAGAGAGGAAGAUGA
Symbiodinium pilosum is the source of this 453-nucleotide messenger RNA. NCBI's taxonomy places the organism in Eukaryota, Dinophyceae, Suessiales, Symbiodiniaceae. The record is from the annotation of a GenBank genome assembly.